Molecule: messenger RNA, 972 nt
Organism: Cantharellus anzutake
Lineage: Eukaryota; Fungi; Basidiomycota; Agaricomycetes; Cantharellales; Hydnaceae
Exons: 4
Coding region: 84-659 (191 amino acids)
Source: RefSeq, a predicted model, not a curated record
GAAUCGAUGAGUUGUUAGAGAACAAAGGACAACUUCUAAAUUUCGAAUAUACCGACGAGGAUAUCUUAUCGUUACGAAAGCAAAUGAAGCGCCCCUUGGAUCUCUCUGCCAUGGACAUUGACAUUCCUCUGGACGAAUCAGAUGCAGACUCGUCGUCCGGACUCAGCGAUGCACCUAUGAACGGCACUGGUGAAAAGGACCUGCUUUCAGCCUCUUCAUUUAGCGAUGACGACGAAGAUGUGCCACUUGCGUCUCGACAACCCACCUCCGACACUCGAGCCCAGAAACGCCAAGCUGUUGAUAGCAUAAUGAUGGGUGUUGAUGAGGAGCCCGAAGAAAUUGUCGAUGACUUGGAUACGGAAUUGGGACGCGCCGCUGGAUUGGAUACGAGCCUGAUUGGUCGGCAGUCAGGAAAGACAGAAUCGCACCCCACCCUCGCACUACAAACUUCCGACAGUCCCGAACAUAUAGAUGAGGCUGCAGCUGCGGAGGACGCCAAGGCUAAAGCCAAAGUGAUCAACUCUGUUGAACGGCGAGACGAGAAACAGGAAGUUGCGCGGCUGGCAACCGGAAUCGCAAUCGACGCAGCCGCGGCCCCUACUGAGGCAAUUACUGUCUUCAUGAAGCAAAUGUUGGAGUCUCACAGACCCCAUAUUUAGUCGCCCCAGAAACGAGAACGACCAUCCAUCAUAGAAGAACGCGAAGGAAAAAUCAAGUUUGAAGUAGUUGUGAAUGAUGGGUCCCCAAGAUCGUCUAUCAUCCUCACGGGCCUCAAGUGCCUCUUCCAGAAGCAGCUUCCAAAGAUGCCGAGAGAGUACAUAACACGAUUGGUCUUUGACCGUAACGCUGAGGCGAUGGCUGUGGUGCAAAAGGGGCUGAAAGUGGUAGGCGGCAUUGCCUACAGACCAUUUCCACAUCGCACCUUCGCCGAGAUCGUGUUCUUUGCAAUUUCUGGUGUUUAUCAGAUUAAUG